Molecule: messenger RNA, 4624 nt
Organism: Periophthalmus magnuspinnatus
Lineage: Eukaryota; Metazoa; Chordata; Actinopteri; Gobiiformes; Gobiidae
Gene: man1a2
Product: mannosidase, alpha, class 1A, member 2
Exons: 14
Coding region: 445-2391 (648 amino acids)
Biological process (GO): carbohydrate metabolic process; N-glycan processing
Cellular component (GO): extracellular exosome; endoplasmic reticulum; Golgi membrane
Molecular function (GO): calcium ion binding; mannosyl-oligosaccharide 1,2-alpha-mannosidase activity
Source: RefSeq, a predicted model, not a curated record
GCGGCAGAUCCAGUCAGUCAGUCCGCCGCAGCAGUCCGACAGUGCGGCCACUCGUGCUCUCGACGUCCGCGGAGCUCCACGGUUGUGUGGCUAUGAUCUGAAGGCUCUCCCCGCGGACAUUAUAACAUUUACGGAUAUGAGGACACCUGCUACAGCCUCUUCUUCCAGACGGCGGAUCCAGAUCCCUGACAAGCACCGCAUUUCUCCCAUUUCACCGAGCAAAUGAGAAAGGAGAUUCACCAUGACAGUUGUCCUGCUGACCUCCAUCACUGAGGGACUACAGCCCUUCUUCUUCCUGGUUUCUGGAUUUAUCAUUGCUGGCAUGAGAUAAUAACGUGGCUCAGACCGUGAAUGCUGCUACUACAACACCUGUGGCAGUGUUAGACCCACCCCCUGUGACCCCUAACCCCUCCCUGAGCCAAGUUCACAUCCAGAGUGUAAAACAUGACCACUCCCGCCCUCCUGCCGCUGUCUGGCCGCAGGAUACCCACCCUCUCGACGGGCACCUCCUCGUUCCCCCACCACAGGGCUACACUCAGGCUCUCGGAGAAGUUCAUCCUGCUGCUUAUUCUCAGUGCCUUCAUCACGUUAUGUUUCGGGGCCUUUUUCUUCCUCCCGGACAACUCUAAGCACAAGCGCUUUGACCUGGGCCUGGAGGAUGUGCUCAUCCCACACUUCGACUCUCCCAAAGAGGGCAAGCACGCCUCGGGACAGGUGGUCAUACAUGGACAGGGAGGACAUGAUGAGCACCGACACAGGGCGGAGGAGGAGAGCCUGCGGGAUAAGAUCCGAGCGGACCAUGAGCGAGCGCUGCAGGAGGCUAAGGAGAAGCUGCGAAAAUCACGUGAGGAGCUCCGGGCCGAGAUACAAACUGAGAAGACUAAGGUGGUGGAGGACUUGAAGAAAAAGGACCCAGGGCCAAGACCUUUACCUCCAGUGCCCAUGCCCCAAGUGGUAGGAGUGAACGAUGGAGAGCCACCAGAGCCCGAUGUCAAGGAGAAACGAGACAAGAUCCGAGAGAUGAUGAAACAUGCUUGGGACAGUUACAGACAGUACGGCUGGGGUCACAACGAGCUCAAACCUAUUGCCAAGAAAGGACAUUCCACAAAUAUAUUUGGUAAUUCCCAGUUAGGAGCCUCCAUAGUGGAUGCCUUGGACACUCUUUUCAUCAUGGGGCUUCAAGAAGAGUUCAAGGACGGACAGGAGUGGAUCGAGCAGAAUCUGGACUUCAGUAUAAAUGCCGAGGUAUCAGUGUUUGAGGUCAACAUCCGCUUCAUCGGAGGUCUACUGGCUGCAUACUACCUCUCAGGACAGGAGGUUUUCAAGAUGAAAGCAGUGCAGCUGGCAGAGAAGCUCAUCCCUGCCUUUAACACUCCCACUGGAAUCCCCUGGGCUAUGGUCAACCUCAAGACUGGUGUUGGCCGUAACUGGGGCUGGGCCUCGGCUGGCAGCAGUAUCCUGGCGGAGUUUGGAACUUUGCACAUGGAGUUUGUCCAUCUCACCUACCUGACGGGCAACCCUGUGUACUACCAGAAGGUGAUGCACAUUCGUAAGCUGCUCGCCAAAAUGGACCGCCCCAAUGGUCUUUACCCAAACUACUUGAACCCUCGGACUGGUCGCUGGGGGCAACAUCACACCUCAGUUGGAGGACUGGGAGACAGUUUUUAUGAGUACCUGCUAAAGGCAUGGCUCAUGUCAGACAAGACUGAUACAGAAGCUCGCAAGACGUACGAUGAUGCUAUAGAGGCCAUUGAGCGGCACCUCAUACGCAAAUCCAACGGAGGCCUGACGUUCAUCGGGGAGUGGAAGAACGGGCAUCUGGAGCGGAAGAUGGGCCACCUGGCGUGCUUCGCUGGUGGGAUGCUCGCUCUGGGUGCUGACGGCUCUCCUGAUGACAAGGCCGGACACUACCUGCAGCUGGGGGCCGAGAUCGCACACACCUGUCACGAGUCUUACGACAGGACGGUAUUGAAGCUGGGUCCAGAGGCCUUUAAAUUUGACAGCGGUCUGGAGGCGGUGGCGGUGCGUCAGAAUGAGAAAUACUACAUCCUGCGCCCUGAGGUGAUCGAGACCUACUGGUACAUGUGGAGGUUCACCCAUGACCCCAAGUACCGGCAGUGGGGCUGGGAGGCUGCUCAGGCCAUAGAUAAAUACUGUCGUGUGAGUGGAGGCUUCUCUGGUGUGAAGGACGUCUACUCCUCCAAUCCCACGUAUGACGAUGUGCAGCAGAGCUUCUUCUUCGCCGAGACUCUCAAGUACCUGUACCUGUUGUUCUCCAAUGACGACCUGUUGCCAUUGGAGACCUGGGUGUUCAACACUGAAGCCCACCCGCUGCCCGUGCUGCACUUGGGCAACAUCACUCUCCCGGGCAGUGAGCCGUCCCAGCGGUAGAGCCCACACUGGACACGCCCCCUCAGACUGUCCCAGGACAGACUGGAACUUUCUGUGACUCUGUUUUAAUUACACGGACGGUGGCCAUAACCGACUGGAAUCAAACUUUCAUCUGAAGGACCGGGCUCCAAUCGCGCAGGCUUGAAUUAGAUUUUUUUCUUAUUUUGAGUUGAUUUGACCAAACUUUGAUGGGUGCUGCCUGGAGGCACUUCUAUGAAGGAUCAUGACACUUUGACACUGUCUCGCAGACAGAUGGACCGACAGGUGCGGACUUGACAGGGUCUGUUUUAGGUGUGGGUUUUUCAUUUCACUGAAGGACAAAUCAUUACCAGGACACAGGGUGAGACUCGACGUCCUCCUCCCCCUCGGCCCUGUCCCACUCCACCUCCUGUUAAACUCCACCUGAACUGAGCAAAUCAUCAGAGGAGCAAACAUCUCCAUGACCUUUGACCUUCUGCUGCUGCUGGACUCUGCUCUUCAAAGCUCUCUGACCACAGCUUUCUUUGUGCACACCUUUUCUUAUCUCCCGUCCAUUUUGUACAUUUAGACCUAUCAUCUUUAUCUGUGUGAGCGAAUGUGAGAGUGAGAGUUAUUGACUCAGCUGCAAAGGUGCACUUUUUACUGUGUGUCAGAGUUUAGGGGAAGCACUUAAAAUAGUUACCCAACUUUUGUUUCUCAGACAAAUUGAGAGGAUUGUCCCUGCAAUUACAGUUUACCAGAUGCAACCCCAGUGUUGUGUUAAAUUAUAACUGUCAUGUUUUAUACUGCCUCCUGAUACUGUACUUUCAAACUCUAAACCAUACCUCAUACACAUUCAAGUAAAAUAUCUGGAAUAGCGAAGAAGUGUAAAACAUCUUAUUGUGGCAAAAAGUUAAACAGUCAACCAAACCUUACGAUCGAUGUGGUCACACAGAGGUAAAAUAUUUUUGUGAAUCUUUUUUUUUUAAUUAUUAUUAUUAUUAUACUGCUCUUUCUUUUAUUUCCAUUUAAAUAAAACCUAAAAUUCAGCAGCAGUUUUGGGGCAUUCAUGGGGUCCUUGGGAACUGGAUUAUUUUUUUUUUUAGGUUGAAAACUGCACAUGAACACUCGCACAAUCACCUGCUGUGUGAAGACGGCAAAUAUCAGCUGAUUUUAUUAUAUGAGGACUUUGACAUUAUGUUUUUAUGGCAUUACUUUAAGUCAUCCAUAUCAUAAGUUAGCUAGUUAGCGAGUUAGCUGUCAAUAGCCGGUCAGUGAUUAUAUAUUUGAAGAUGAGAUAAAAACACAUGAAUCUGUUGAAAACGCGAGCACCCAAGGACCACAUAAAUGCACCCUUACUUUUCUCCAAGAAGAUCUCUGUAGUAAGAACCUGUGUGUGAAUGUGCGUGUGUGUGCGCGUGCGUGCAUGAGUGCGAACUGACAGCACGUUAGAAUCUGUGAUGUGUCUCUGGUUCUGCCGUUUGACUACUAAAGUUGAAGAGCAGGAAUUGCACUAAAGCUGAAGGAGUUUUGUUUAUUUCAAGCCUUAUUGUUUAAUGUGAAGCCAAUACUGUGUUCAUUUAUGUUCUUUACAACUGCAUUAUUGAUUGUGUUUCAUGUGUUUUGUUGUUUUUAUGUUCAUUUCAUUUCAUUUUUUUUUUUUUUUUUUUUUUUUUUUGGUUAUUUAAUAACUCAAAUAUCUUCACAAAUGCCUUAUAAUUUUUGAUUAUUAAAACUCCAGACAUAUCUUUGUGGCCAAACUUUGUGUAUUGCAAAAUAUUAAGAUUAAUUUAUACACAAUCAAAUCAAAAUAUUGCAACAUUUUAUUAAGGGUUAGGUCUAAGACAACAAAUACACUUUAUUCAUAAAUUUGCUUUGUUUUUUAAAAUGAUCACACUAAAAGCAAUACAUAUUUUAAAUAAAUUCGGCUUUUUAAUGUUACAACUUACAUGAUUUUGAUCAACAUUUACCCUUUUAUAACAUCAAUUAUAGAGCCAAUUUAAGUAAACUAAACAUAUUUAAACUCUCGCACUCCCGGCAUCCCAUCAUGCACCAGUGUCCCUCACAGGCACCGUGACUCCCCGCCCCUUUUCUCUGACAUCACAAUGACAUCAUCCCCGGUCGACCCUGGGCUUCACCGAGUCUCUGAGCGCGGAGGAUUUUGAAAAAUGAAAAAUGUUCUGUAUUUGUAUUUUUACUGAAGUGAAAAAAAUAAAUGAAAGUAUCUGUAAAUAUGUUUAAAACUUAAACACAUUAAAGAUGUUAUGAAAAGUGA